Molecule: messenger RNA, 6726 nt
Organism: Pseudogymnoascus destructans
Lineage: Eukaryota; Fungi; Ascomycota; Leotiomycetes; Thelebolales; Thelebolaceae
Exons: 3
Coding region: 334-6177 (1947 amino acids)
Biological process (GO): proteasomal ubiquitin-independent protein catabolic process
Cellular component (GO): cytosol; nucleus
Molecular function (GO): proteasome binding; peptidase activator activity
Source: RefSeq, a predicted model, not a curated record
CGCCUAAGUUAUGCAACAAGGCUGUGGGUAGGGAAGAGCUUCGAGACCAGGCCACACUGCACACAAACUGUACACUGUACACCUUCUUCAAUCUUCUGCACAACGAGCCCGAUUGAUCCUUGCGUGUGCGCCAAGCUGACAGAGAGACGCGGAAUAGACGGCGCCUUUGGGAGACGCUACUGGGAAGCUUGUAGGCUGGUUCGGUCGACAGGAACGGAGGGGAAGGUUGGGUGAGCUGAGGCUAUUUAAAAGACCUGCAGCUGAAUACCGUCAUACACGACCGCCUCUCCUCUUGGCGAACCGCCCGCAAACUCCCUCCAAAAUACAAACACAAUGAACAACUUCGGCAAUGACAGCUUAGGGCCCCAAAUCCCACCCUCCGAUGCCUUCUCCCGCUCCACCUCCCCUGGCCUUGGCUGGGACGGCAGCAGCAGCGACUCCGAGCGCGAGCGCCGCUACCGACCACGCACAUUUCCCUACUUCAAGCUCCUGCCGUAUCCCGUCGAAGCCGAUACCGAGCGGAAUGUCGCCCUACAAGAGAUCCUCAAGCAGCUAUACACGGCGGUGCGGGCUGAGGACUUUGCGCCGGGCGCGGUGCACUGGACACGCGAGCUCAAGGGCUGGCUGGGGCUCAAGUUUGAGAUCACACGCGAGCUGCGCGUUAAGUUGGCCAACCUGUACUACAUGCUCAGCCUUGCGCCAGGCCUGGACCCAUCUUCCGCGGAGCGCUUCCUGACCAUGUUCCUCGUUCUCACCAAGAAGAAGCACUACCUCAAGCCCGGAAAGGACCUCACUCUAGACUGGCGGCCGCUGUGGAGUGAGAUCCGCAGCCUCGUGCUGCCGACCGAGACUGCGCCGCACCAGAACAUGAAGAGGCGGCCGUCAAGGCAUCUUGCACGCUUCUGUAUGCUGGCGCAGCUGUAUUUUGAUCCGCGAGAGCGGCAGGCGAUGUUUGAGGAGAUCUUCCCGUACUUCUCGACUUCUGAGGUGUCGGGGGCGUUUAUCGUUGGGGGUGUGCUGAAUGUGCUUAUGCCCACGACGGCGGCGCCGGAUGAGCCGGGACAGCUCCAACCGGCGGACUACCUACCAACCUUUUUUCACCUAUGGGCGCUGGUUAACAGGUCUAAAGUCUUCGACACUAUUUUCAUCGACCUCUUCUCCCGGCUUGCACGCGACAUUCUGGCCUGCGAGCAUGUCCCAUUUAGUGAGCAUGGUGUCUUCUCGAAGGCGCAAUCAGACCUCAUUUUCACCGCCAUCCUACGCCUGACCGAGAUCCCGGUCGGCCAAGCCUCCUCGCCGUACAGCGGCAACGUCGACCUCGGCGUCGGCGCGGCGAUAUACCUCGAGCGCGACAAGAGGAAGCACCCAAUUGCUUACACGGUAUCGCGAUGGAUCGUAAUGUCGCUGUCUCCGGCUUGUCUGGACGCCCCAGGAUCCAUCAUGGCGAAUCUUGAAGGUCUGAUCGAGUCGGUGGAUACGUUCUUCCACCCGUCGAACCAGGGUGGUUGGACAACGAUGCUAUCGCAGCUGACGUACUAUCUCGUGGACUUCUUCGUCAUGCGCUGGAACCGCGAGCGCAGCGGCGAGAUGGACACUCCACCCGAGCGCAGACUGAACGACGCACUGAAGCGCCGCUUCGUUCUGUGCCUCAAGGAGGUCACCUUCAUGGGAAUCUUUGCCAAGAGCUCCAAGUCGCUGAACCACUACCUCUCUGCCUUGCAGGGCCUUGCGUACCUGGAGCCUAGCGUCAUCCUCCCGGGCGCGCUACAGCGCUUUUACCCGUCUCUGCAGGGGCUGGUGGAGGUGCACCGCACGAGCUCGUCUUUGCGGGGCCUACAGAUGGUAGCUCCUAUUAUGGCAAGGGAGAAGGGCUUCCGCUGCCACCUCACCGCACUGCUGGCGCUCGCGCUGCCCGGCAUCGAUGCGAAUGAUCUGGAUAAGACUAUGAAUACUCUCACGUUCUUCCAGGCUGUCGCAUAUAGCAUCCCCUUUGUGGAUAUCACGCGGCCAGACGGCGGGAUACACGAUACCUCAUUAGCGAUUCAGUGGGUGCAGGGCGAAAUGGAGAAGAUGGAGAUUGAGGGCCAAGACGUGGUGUUGGACUACCAGGAAGGGCUCAGCGACGAGGACGAAGUGAACAUCCUGCGUAGCUCCACCGCGGGCUUUGCGGAGUUUGUGCGCGCUCUGCUGGGCAAGAUAUUCACGCUGCUUGAGAACUUGCCCGAUGCGGCGAGGGUCAGGAGCGGGUCACCGGAGGAGAAUGUUAUUAAUACGCUCCCCGCUGCACUAACGCCGCUGUUCGCUGCGAUGUCGCCAGAGGUCUUCGAAGUCGCGCUGGAGAAGUUGGCUGCGUUCGUAGGCGGACACGUCGUCCACCAGGCCCGCGAUGCCGUGGCCUUUAUGACCAACGCGAUGUGCAAGGCGAACCCGAAGCGGACGCUGCGCACCUUUGUACCGAUGCUCAUCGUCGGGAUCCGCAACGAGAUCGACCACAACGGCGCGGCGUCUGACCGCAGCAGCGGCACCGACGUGCUGCCGCGCGACCGCGCGCUCGUAUGGCACAUCAGCAUGCUCAGCAUGAUCAUCGUGCACGUCGGUGCCGACGUCAUGGACUACAAGACCGAGCUCUUUGACAUUGCGCUCUACAUGCAAGAGAAGUGCCGUGGGCUGCCUACAGUGCACAUCUCCAAUUACAUCCAUCACCUCCUCCUGAACUUGACGCUCACAUACCCCGUCGACAACGCGCUGUACGAGCCGAGUGUGAUCGCGCGCGGCGUUGAUGCGCAGGACUGGGGCCGCCAGACCCCGCUGUCGGAGCUAACCAUCAACUGGCAUCGCCCGUCCAAAGAGGAGAUCGCAUUCGCGGUCGAGCUGUUCGAGUCACAGGUUAAGACGGCCACUGAGAGGCUAACGGACCUGAUGAGCGACAAUCCGCCUGUGAGCCGCAGCGGAAAGGUCAAGGUCUGGUCCGAUGAGGUAUCGCGCAACCUGACUCAAUUACGCCUCGUCAUCUCGGGUCUUUCGGCACUGUUCGAUCCCAAGGAGGCGUCUGGGGAGCGCGGCGCGCAUAAGGCGAAUGGUGAGGGUGACGGGGAUCGCGAUCUGGAUAUGACGGAUGCGGAUGGGAACGAGGGUGAUGAAGACAAUAGUCUCCUUGCUGAAGGCGAUGAUGAUGAGACCCGCCCGCAGUUCCACUACCAGGCGGGCUACCUCCUGCAGCCUGACAGCCCAGAGUUCGUGCGAAUUCACGUGCUGCGCAGUGAAGUUGGACAGCUUCUGUCCCGCACGCAUGCCUUCCUCAACCAGCACCAGGAGGACGACGUCGCGUGCUUCACGGCGCUGUACAGCGCAUACAAAGUGUGGAUCACAGAUGUCGGGACGGAGCGCUCGGCGCACACUCUCGACCGCGUGAUUAAACUGUACAAUGCCGACAUCAACCCGUUCAAGGUCAGCGGCCUUCGCAAGAACUACCCGCGGCCGCUUCUCAUUAAGAGGGCCAGCGUAUACCAUCUCCAGCGCGUCAGGCAUAAUGCGUCGGGUCGGCAGAAGUGCGGCACGGAUAAGGUGAUGCUACUCGACCUUACUCAGUCUAGCAUGUCGCUUUACACAGAGGUCCGACGCAAUGCGCAGGCAGCCGCAGAGUCGGCGCUCAAGGUUCUCAUUGGUGGGCGUCCAUUGAUCAUACCGCCGCUCCUGAAGGCGUUCAAGGUUGCACUUGCGGCAAACGACCUCGAUCGCGUCAAGGGUGGGCUCUAUACCCUGCUCUUUGGAAGCCUGCUGAAGACUAUCUCGAAGGACUGGCGGGUUGCGCCGGAGAUGAUCAGGCUCUACCUUGAGGCAUGCGCCGUGGAUAAGGCGUCCAUCCAGAAACUGACGGGCGGCGCACUGUUCGCGCUGUUGGAGUUUGGAAGGCCGCUAGAGCGGAUGGUGAUAUUGGAUGAGGAUUUGCUGGCGGACAUUCAGCCGUCUGAGUCGGUGGUUGCAGCGAUCAACAGCAGGCGCGACUUCAUCGUCGAGCGCCGCGCGGCUGUCGAGGCGAAGAAGGCAGAGUUUGCGGAGGAGCUGGUUGAGGUGCUGAAGACGGCGCACUGGGCUGUUGCGAGCCGUUGCGUGCUGUUUGUCAAUAAUAUUGGACUGCGCUUUGAGACCAUCGCGCCAGACUCGUUCAUUGCCAUCUCGGCGCAGGGCGCCAUAGACACACAUCCCGGGCUCCGCGCUUGCUACUCGCAGGCCUUCACACGCAUCCUCUCGACCAUUGACCUCCGUGCCGUGUACGCGCACGAGUAUAAGAACUUCCUCCUGCAGAAGGAGACGGAGCCGAACAAGAUCGUCGUGCCUGUCGACCGCAGUGAUCCGAACCUGACGCAGAACUUCCUUGACAGCUUCGCCGACCCGGCGCUGCCAGAGUACUUUGUUGACAGUGACCACCCCGGCUGGCUCGUGUGGGGCAACAAGUUUAACGCCUUCACGGCACGCCCAGCGAAGCGCUUCGACGGGUAUGACGAGCUUGAGAUGACGACGCGGACACGCAUCGGCAAGCUGAUCACGCGCGAGUGGUAUGCGAAGUACUUCGCGUACCUAAAGCAAGAACCGCGAGACACGCGGUCGGACCAGUUCCGCAUGGCCAGCGUGACGUUGCUGAUGCACACGUUCGACCUUCUGUAUGACGGGCUGACGGCGGCGACGCUAGAGGACGUGAAGGAGGAAGUGGCGCGCGUGUUCGAGGACGGCAGUGACAAGCACCAGCACCGCGCGACGGCGGAGAUCGUGGGUGCGCUUGUCGCCGGCGUGAUGGACGAGCCGCUGGAGUUGCGCGACAAGAUCUGGGGCUACGCGGUGCCGAUUAUGCAGGGUGUGUUUGCGGAUGGGUUGACCCCAGAGAACAUUGCAUACUGGAUGACAUGUUUACAUCUGGUUACGAACUCGAAGGAUCCUCGGCGGUCAAGGGAGAUCGUGAAUCGUUUCGCGGCGUUCCGCCUCGACAUGACAUCCAAUGCGGCGUUCAAGGAGAGCUCGAAGAUCCAGCUGCUGGAGUUUACGAUCGCAGACGCCGGAUGGCAUUUCCGCCUCGAGAAGCCAAUCGUGCAGGACUUCCUCGACCACAUUGACCACCCGUACAAGAGCGUGCGCGAAGCAAUGGGCCGUACACUGGCAACCGUCUUCCGCACACGCUACUACGAAUCGUUCAAGGACGUGCCGUCACUUCUGGCAGCGAAUAAGGCUGCGUCGACAAUCGGUAUCGAGCCGUACGUUCCCACCGAUGAGUUCGCUAAAACUAUCACAGGCGUCUUCACGCAGCUCGCGACAUGGCGCACAGAGCGCACCCCAGGGCAACAAACACCGUCAUCGUACACCUCCGGCUCUAAAACCGCUAUGCUCUGGCUGGACACAACGCUCUGCUCAUACGAGUGCACGUCCCUCCUCCCCUUCUUCGCGGACACCUUCAUGGAAGAGCUCCUGCACAUGAUGGACGUCAAAGAAGACCCCGAACUCCAGCGCCUCGCCUACCACGUCUACCGCCACCUCCCCAACAUCCCCAUCCGCGGCAGCGACGCCGCCUUCAUCGACGCGCUAAUCCGCAUCGGGCGCUCCAGCACUUCCUGGCACCAGCGCCUGCGUACGCUGAUUAACAUGCAAGUCCUCUACUUCCGCCGUAUCUUCCUGAUUGCGCCAGCCCAGCAAUCCGCCCUGUUCGCAGCCGUCUCCGCUAUGCUGCAAGACACCCAACUCGAGGUCCGCAUAGGCGCCGCGACCACACUAGCGGGUAUGAUCCGCUGCUCGCCGCUCGCACUGCGGACCUCGGCCAUCACGGCGUUGAUUAAGGAGUUCUCGGAUCUCCUCGACGCGAACCCGAUGCCUCGCAAGCGACCCGGCAGGGAUACACCAGUCGACCAUGCGAAGCAGGUACUGAGGCGCCAUGCGGCGGUACUGGGGCUGGGAGCGCUGGUACAGGCGUUUCCGUAUGCGACGCCGCCGCCGGCGUGGAUGCCGGGGGUUUUGGCGAUGUUGGCGAGGAGGGCGGCGGCGGAUGCGGGGGCGGUGGGGAAGACGGUUAAGGGGGUGUUGGCGGAUUUUAAGAAGACGAGGCAGGAUACUUGGGGGACGGAUCAGAAGUACUUUACGCCUGAGCAGUUGGAGGAUCUGGAGGGCGUGUUGUGGAAGAGUUACUUCGCCUGAUCGACGAUUACUAGGAGAGGUAUGCAGGAUAUGAAUAGGUGUGGUGUGAACAGCAGACGUAUAAACAUGUCAUAUUUUGAUGCCCCUUUUUUCGCUUUGGGAAAGACAUAAAUUUUCAUGGAAUGGGAAAGAACACACGAGCUUGGCUGGAUGGCUGAAUGGGAGUGGGAAUAUAUACGAUAUGGCAUGGGAAGGAGCAGACUUUGGGGCUUGGAAACCGGCAUAGCAACACAUUGAUGGCUGGGGGGGAGCCAUAUAGCGGGCAUAUUUUCGUGGUUGUGUUCGUUUUGAGGGUUUUGUUGGCUGGAGUGGUGGGUGAGGGGGUAGAUAGAUGUAUAGAGGUUAUUGUUCUUUCUUAUGAGGGGAUGUGAUUUGGUGGUUUUGGUAGUUUUGGGGAGUGUAGUGAUUGUUGUGUUGAGGGCAUGAGGUACUAGUUGUAUGUCGCCUGACUGAUACAACGACUUCCUGUGCCGCUGUCAAGCGCUUUUUGGGGGGGUAAGCCCCGUUCAUAAACCUAGAAUACCACAUAGAACUCUACAUGGGAGAGGA